Molecule: messenger RNA, 951 nt
Organism: Closterium sp. Yama58-4
Lineage: Eukaryota; Viridiplantae; Streptophyta; Zygnematophyceae; Desmidiales; Closteriaceae
Source: the annotation of a GenBank genome assembly
AUGUACACGGUCAUGUCCAUCACCAUCAUUCGCAAUACAAACCAAAAUGGGCCACUCGUGGAGAGCGCCAAUCGUUCUUCUCUGACGUACUACCGCAUUUUCUGUCCUCCUCGUGAUCUAUUCGCGGCCCCUCGCUCCCCUUCCCCCUGGCGCCAUUGGACCCGUUUCAGUGUGACUCCGUUAACGCAGGAGGAGAAGGACGAGCUGGAGGUGGCGAAGACCCCAGGCCUGCUCGCACCCAUUAGCAUCUCACCCGACAAUCCCGAGGAGUUUGAGAACCUAGGCUCCAUGCGCACGCGCUACUCCCCUGCCCUCAUCUACAACCUUCUCAGAAACUUCGAGGAUGCUCCACGUGUAUAUAAGAACAUCGCCCACUGUGACGUGGACCCAUUGGAAGAGCCCGGCACCUUCAGAGUCACACAGCACAUUAAGUGGCGGUUCCUGUUUCUCUCCGGCACAUUCGCCACCACACUCAUCUGCCAGCGGGACGACGCAGCCAGAUCAGUCAACUUCAAGCUGGCUGAGCCUGGCUUCAUGAAGGCUUUCAAAGGAGGCUGGACUAUUCACGACCUGAGCCCUCCGAAGCCGUUGCCCCUUGCAUCUCCAUCCACCCCGCCUUCCAUGGUAGCCCUGAAGGCCAGCUUCUUUAAAUCGCUGGCUGCAGCACUUCCAGUCGCAGCUGCCACUGCAGCUGAAGCAGAAGCACCUCCUGGGGCUGCUGAAGGAGCAGCAAGUGGUAUUUCUCCAAGCGGAUCUCUGAUCGAGAUGUGGCAGCUGUCUCAGCCUGCAAUGGUCCCCCCUCGACCACUUUUGCCCUAUGUUUAUGGCAUCAUGUCAACUAGCAUGAGAGCAAUCUUUCAAGACUUGUGCGUUGAGGCUGACCGAGUUGAGCGGUUGGAGAAAGAGGCAUCUGCCAAGGCUCCUCAAGCAGACGUCCUAGUUUCAACAUAG